AUGUCUAAUAUUACCAACGCCGGAAUACAGGGCACAAGCCUUGUUCUCCAGCUUGCAAAACCUGUACAGCUCAAGCUGAAAGACUGGUACGCAGCACUACCCGCCUGUCUCCGCAUGGAUGCUCCCCCCACCUCGUCCAAAUUAUCCUUGUCCUCCACCGGAUUCCUGCAUCUCGCGUAUUUUGCAACGGAAAUUACCCUUCAUCGCCGCAUCAUCCGUUCCUUAUCGCCUCCCCCCAGCUCCUCGCAUACUCACAUUAAAAUAGAAGGGCAAUCGUCUCCUCCGCAAUUAGAUCCAUAUGUCCAGCAUAUCUGCCGCAGCGCAGCCAAAACCCGUUUAAUAUCCGCCAUGGAUUUCGUGAAUAGACUCACGACGAGUCAUUUGAGGGCGUUUUGGUAUUUUGCGAGUAAGACGAAUUUUGCGCUGAUCGGAACGUUUGGCUCAUUGUUGUGGGCGACGGCACCGGGGAGAGAGGAGGCGGAGUGGUAUAGAAGGAGGUUGGGAGAGUACAGGUGGACGUUAGGAGUUAGCUGUAAAGGGGGAGAAUUGACGAGGUGGGCAAUGGGAAUGCUGGAUACGAGUACGGGGUUAUUGAAGGGAUUACCGGAAAAGCCAGCUUUGAGUAGAGUGGGGAGUGUAGGAGAAGGAAUGGAAGGCAGUGGAGGUCCAAGAAGAAUAAGUGGCAACCCAUUGGGUUUUGUAGGCGGGAGUCUACCCACCGGUAUAGGAAGCAUAGGCAUGGGAAUGGGCAUGGGCAUGGGUAUGGGACUUGGAGGCGGCACAGGAUUCGGGAUUGAGGGGACAGGAAGUAGGAGUAAUGGAAGGCUAGUUACAGGUAUUGACGAGGAUAUGACGGGAUUAGCCGGGAGCAGUGGAUUGGUAAGCCCAAGUACGAGUGUUAGCAGUAGUGAGGAGUCUCGAGGCGACCGCUACGAUGGAUAUAUGUUACCGCGGCCUAGGUUUGUAGAGGAGGGAUAUUAG
Sclerotinia sclerotiorum 1980 UF-70 is the source of this 981-nucleotide messenger RNA. RefSeq lists its product as hypothetical. Gene Ontology annotation, cellular component: nucleus. Bases 1 to 981 code for a protein of 326 amino acids. NCBI's taxonomy places the organism in Eukaryota, Fungi, Ascomycota, Leotiomycetes, Helotiales, Sclerotiniaceae. The transcript has a single exon. The record is from RefSeq and is a predicted model, not a curated record.